This is a messenger RNA of Limulus polyphemus (Atlantic horseshoe crab), 1679 nucleotides long. Its product is annotated as uridine diphosphate glucose pyrophosphatase-like. Gene Ontology annotation, biological process: nucleoside phosphate metabolic process; ribose phosphate metabolic process. The record is from RefSeq and is a predicted model, not a curated record. Gene Ontology annotation, molecular function: metal ion binding; UDP-sugar diphosphatase activity. NCBI's taxonomy places the organism in Eukaryota, Metazoa, Arthropoda, Merostomata, Xiphosura, Limulidae. The transcript is spliced from 7 exons. Bases 376 to 1092 code for a protein of 238 amino acids.
AUCUAAUCCUCACAACCUCAAAAUAUGUACUAGAUCUUUGACUUUGAUGUUUCAUUAUCUGUUGUUGUUUCGUUUGUUGCCAACUUGAAAGCUUAUAAAAUUGUAUCCCAAAAAUGUUUAACCAUAGAUGCUACCAAGCCCCUUUUUUAAACUUUGAACGCAGUUAGAUUAAAAUUGGUAAACAUUUUCAAAUUUAGAAACUUCAAACAUGUAAAUUUUAAGUGCUAUCGUAAAAAACAAACAAACUAAUUAUACUGUAAUCAGAUAAUGUAACGCUACACUGUUGUCUUCCGUCUGUGAAAAACUUCGAGAUAUUUUAACGCUACAUAACAAGUGAGAAUGGAAAAGAGAAGAUAUGGGAUCUAAUGAAAGUACAUGACAGUUUGUAGAAUAAACAUAUCCACCCAACAACAACAAAGAACAUUUGCAUAUAAUUCUCCACAACACUGCCAAACUGACAUAAUUCCUUUGCUUCCAAGUGAAUAUGAUGAUGCACCCAGACAGCAAUGCUUAGCAACCUACAUCAAGCAGCAACCGAGUACAAAGAUCUGUUGCAAUUGUUAUAUUCAACAUCAGCAGACAAGUGUUGGUUUUUGUGAAGCAGUUCAGGCCAGACUUUUGUUUCUACACUUAGCUGUCUACUACAACAGUUUGCCAGCAGAAGAAACAGGCCCAACAAUUGACACCUCCAAAUAUCCUCCAAGUGAGGGAAUAACUAUUGAACUGUGUGCAGGAAUUGUUGACAAGGACAAGUGUCUGGAGGAAAUAGCAAAAGAUGAGAUUUUAGAAGAGUGUGGCUAUGAUGUGCCUAUCUCCUCAAUAAAGAAAAUUACAUCAUUUAAGUCAGGAGUUGGAGUAUCUGGAUCAGUACAGACUUUAUUCUAUGCUGAAGUCACAGAUGGCAUGAGACAACACAGUGGUGGAGGAAAUACUUGUGAGGGGGAAGAAAUAGAUGUAGUAGAUUUGACCCUAUCAGAAGCUAAAGCUUUGAUUUUUAAUGAGGAUGUCCCUCGACCUGUAACUCUUAUCCUGGCACUUAUGUGGUUUUUUGAUGGCAAUAUGUCACUCACUAAUUUACCAAACAAACUGUAGAUUUAUUGUAAUUAUGUAAACCUUAGCUAUAUAUGAAGCCACGUGAUGUUUGGUCAAACUUUAUUAUAUGUGACAAACAAAAUAGAUGUACAACUGAAAUAUAUUAUGACAUUUCUUUACGUAUUAUAUUAUGAAAAUGACAAAAUGCUUAUUUGAAUCCUUCAUAUCUUUAAAACAUUUAAAUUAGGAUAAGAAACAUUGAAAUUCUCACUAAGGGAUAUUAAAUAUUAUAAUGUUUGUUUUCAAAAAUUAUAAUUGCUGAUAAAGAUGAUAAAGGUUAAGAACAAACUCAUUAGAACUAAAAAUCAAAAUAAAUAAGUAUAGAUAUUUUCUUACAUGGAAUUGAAGAAAAGGAUUGUGUAUCUGGAUACAUAUGGUUAAACCUUAAACAAAUUUUCAAGUUCAAAUGAGCUUGUGAACAGUUACUUUUUAUUAAACUGUAGAAUACAAGCAUACCUAAUUUAAAUUUUUGUGUAUGUUACAGGAAUGAUUGAAUAUUUGUCAUUUUAGUUGUUUUAAUUUGUUGAAUUACUGACUAAAUUGUAUUCACAAGAAUAAUGAUCUAUAAAGCUGUAUUAUGAAACCAU